Oryza sativa Japonica Group (Japanese rice) is the source of this 837-nucleotide messenger RNA. RefSeq lists its product as uncharacterized. NCBI's taxonomy places the organism in Eukaryota, Viridiplantae, Streptophyta, Magnoliopsida, Poales, Poaceae. The record is from RefSeq and is a predicted model, not a curated record.
CUUCCACCCAGCGUUGGUCUCGUCUGCAGCCUCGCCUUCACCUCGGCGGGUAGAUCUCGCGGGCGCAUCGCGUCGCGGGGCAAAUUCAUCACCUUCGUGAGGCGCAAAACCCUACUGCCCUUGACCCCUCCCGCUCCCCUCAGAUCUCCCCAGGGUCCACCGAUCCAAGGUGAGGCGGCUUCGUGCUCGAUGGCGAGCACGGGGGGGAGGUCGAUGGCGCUGUCGCUGCUGCUGUUCGCGGUGACGCUGUCGCUGCUCGAGAUGUACCGGGGGAGGUUCGCCUCGUCGGAGCUCAUGACCAUCGCCGGCGGAUUCGUCAGCUCCCUCCUCUUCCUCUUCCUUCUCACGUUUAUUGGCAACUAUCAGGAAGCUAAUGGAGUUAAAACUGGAUGGGGUGCAGUUGUUGUCGCGGAACUUACUGCACUUAUUGUUGCCGGCACUGUCCAUCGUGUUUGCAUCACAACAUGCUUCCUGUUUUCUGCUGGAUUUCUCUACGAGGUUGAUAAGCUCUCUGGAAUGAUUCUCGCGAAGAGCGAGUCUAAAGCGAGGCGGCACUAGGCUUUUGUACCAUGUCAUAUUUUGUAGAUCAAAUCAAAAACUAAUGUUCACACCCUUCAUGGAACUUUCAACCCAGCUAGCUUUUUCCCCCAGGCAUACGUAUACCAUUUGAAUUAUGAAUUCCUCUAGUGUGUUUGCACUGAUGUCACAGUUCGGCUUUUAUGAGUUUUAUCUAAUGAGAAUGGUGUUGACUAGGUGAUUUCGAUGUCUUUUUGACAGUCUCCUGGUGACAUCAGUUCAUAUUUUUUGCAAAGCAAUGACACAUUUUGGCAUUUUAGA